AUGUUCGACCAGUCCACUCCCCCCUCAGGGAGGGUGGCCACGCUGGGCAUGCUGAUCAUCGACCAUUUUGCGGUACACGAUGCGGGCGGGCGCGAGGUGCCGGCCGACGAGCCUAUCUUGGGCGGUGGUGGCCUCUACGCCACGGUGGCCGCACGCCAGUUCCUACCUGCCUCAAACGUCGGCUUCAUAGCCGAUGUCGGGCCAGACUUUCCUCCCGCCUUCCGCCAGCAACUGGAGGGCCUCGGUGAGAUGGUAUACUUCCGCUCGCGAGAUGUGACAACGCGCGCCCUCAACAUCUACUCUGGCAGUCGGAUUGGCGAGGGGGCCCAGAGCUUUCGCUACCUCGUCCCAAGGAAGCAGAUUACCCCGCGCGACUACCUUCCCCCAUGCCCGGUUGGAGGGGUGAGCUGGCUGCACGUCGUGUGCGAUACGCAGCGCGCCGUCUCAAUCUUAGAGGAGGCGGAAGCGUUCAAGGUGGAAGGCUGGAAGGGGAAGAUGGCAUGGGAGCCACUUGUGCGGACCAACGCCGAUGUGGCCGAGUACGCAGCACUAGCGGCGCGCUUUGACGUUUUCAGUCCGAACCAUCUGGAACUACAGACGAUCGUUGGCCGGGACGACGGGGUCGAGGCCAACGCCGCUGCCUUCCAGGCGCGCUGUUCCACGCCGAUUGUGGUGCGCGCUGGUGCGGACGGUGCGUUUGCCCUCUCCUCAGACUGGAAGGGCUGGGUCCCCGCAUUCUGGAGGGUUGGGGAGGAGUCUCACAUCGUCGACGUGACGGGCGGCGGCAACGCGUUUGUGGGCGGUCUGCUAGCCGGCCUUCUCCUCACGCGCGACUUGCGCGCAGCGUGCAUCUACGGCACGACAGCGGCGUCUUUUGCCAUCGAGGGGAGGGGAAUCCCUCGACUUUCGACUGAAGGCGGACACGAACUGUGGAAUGGCGUCGACGUGUGGGAGCGGCUCAAAGAGAUGGUGCGGCGGACGGAGCUGCUCGAACAGUCGUCCAGCUGA
Messenger RNA from Cutaneotrichosporon cavernicola, 1008 nucleotides. RefSeq lists its product as uncharacterized. The transcript has 7 exons. Lineage: Eukaryota; Fungi; Basidiomycota; Tremellomycetes; Trichosporonales; Trichosporonaceae. The coding region runs from base 1 to 1008 and encodes 335 amino acids. The record is from RefSeq and is a predicted model, not a curated record.